This is a messenger RNA of Neurospora hispaniola, 1209 nucleotides long. RefSeq lists its product as uncharacterized. The transcript has 3 exons. Bases 109 to 972 code for a protein of 287 amino acids. NCBI's taxonomy places the organism in Eukaryota, Fungi, Ascomycota, Sordariomycetes, Sordariales, Sordariaceae. The record is from RefSeq and is a predicted model, not a curated record.
CGCGCGCGCGCAAGGUCAACCGGCAGUCCCCAAACUGACGUCUUUCUCACCACCCUCUCUCUCUUAGAUUUAUAUCAUUAACGGCACCUCCCGUAUCGUUAGCCUACCAUGUCUGAGAGCUUCAACGAAGACAUCAUCGAGGACUCUCCCGCCGCUCCCUCUGGCGAUGUCGAGAUGACCGAGAGUGGUGCUGUUGCCGAGGGCGCCAGCGCGGAGGACGCGCCCGCCAACAAGGACGAGCUCCCCUUUGCUGAGGAGUCGGCCGAUUCGCCCCCGCCUCCUCGCGUCACCUUUUUGCAGUACCUUUCGAGCCCCAUCGUCACCUUGAUCGUCGGCACCGGAGACCAGGAGACCGUCCUCACGGCUCAUCAGUCCCUCCUCGUCCAGAGCCCCUGGUUCGCCGAGGCCUGCGCCGACUUUACCGAUGAUGGCAGCCCCCGCCAGAUCGAGCUCCCUAACGACGACAUCGACGCCAUGGGCUGCUUCCUCGAGUUUUUGUAUACGGGCGACUACUUCCCCAAAAAGGUUCCCGGCCAGCGCGCGCUCGAGAAGGACCCGUCGAUCCCCGAGGUCGACCUGACGGGCGAGCAGCUGCUCAAGCACGCGCGCGUCUACACGAUUGCCGAGAAGUUCGGCCUCACCAACCUCAAGAACCUGGCCUCGUCCAAGAUCCACUGCGUCAACUCGACAGCCAAGGGCGAGAUUGCGUACGCGCGCUACGUGUACGAGUUCACGUCCAAGGACGACACCACCAUUCGCGCGCCCGUGGCCAACUUUUGGGCGACGCGGUCGCAUACCCUCCGCGCCGAGGCCGAGGACGAGUUCAGGAACUUGUGCUUGGAGUUUCCCCAGUUCGGUUACGAUGUGCUUACCCGCGUCCUCGACGAGAAGCUCAAGCGCGAGCGCAACGAAAAGAUGCACCCUGGUACUGGCAGCGCUCGCAAGCGCCCCAGACACAGCAGCCAGGCUUAAGCAGCGGCGGCGACGACGUCUGUUGUUUGAAGCGUGGGAUCUACUAUCGAGAUCAUCAUCAGCCAAGUGGUGGAGGAUAUCAUUUGAUGGGAGGACAACGCGUAGGAGAGAACAUGGAGGACGAGGACGGGAAAAAAAAGAAAACCGAAAUGGUUUGGUUUAUCAUCACAACACACAGACAGACAGACAGACAGACAGACACACACGAAACGAAGUUUGGUUGCCGCGACAAAGGAA